This is a messenger RNA of Eleginops maclovinus (Patagonian blennie), 3438 nucleotides long. RefSeq names its product E3 ubiquitin-protein ligase RING2-B-like. The transcript is spliced from 7 exons. The record is from RefSeq and is a predicted model, not a curated record. Gene Ontology annotation, molecular function: chromatin binding; ubiquitin protein ligase activity. Gene Ontology annotation, biological process: negative regulation of DNA-templated transcription. The coding region runs from base 276 to 1472 and encodes 398 amino acids. Lineage: Eukaryota; Metazoa; Chordata; Actinopteri; Perciformes; Eleginopidae. Gene Ontology annotation, cellular component: ubiquitin ligase complex; PcG protein complex.
AGAAGAAGAAAGAUGGCCACAGCUAAUGUUAGCUAGCCUCUUCCUGCAGGGGCUCAAACAAUGCUUCGUUCUUCAUCUUAUUGUCUUCUCUUCCCUUGCAGCGGCACAGCCAUGACUCAAUAUCAUUCUACCGAUAUUGGAAAUAAAUAAUGACUAGAGUGUGUGUUUAGAGGGAUUUAUUAAGUAGUUUUUGGAGACUGUGUGUGUAUGUGGAGGAGGGGGGUCUCCUCAGGUCAGCUGUCCCGUCAGUUUAACGUCAGUGAGGAACAGUCAUCAUGGCAGCUCCAGUGAAUAUCCAGACUCCCAGUAAGAGCUGGGAGCUGAGUCUGUAUGAACUCCACAGGAGCCCUCAGGAGGCGAUCAUGGAUGGCACGGAGGUGGCGGUGUCUCCUCGCUCUCUACACAGCGAGCUCAUGUGUCCCAUCUGUCUGGACAUGCUGAAGAACACUAUGACGACCAAAGAGUGUCUUCACCGCUUCUGCUCCGACUGCAUCGUCACCGCGCUGAGAUCAGGGAACAAAGAAUGUCCCACCUGCAGGAAGAAGCUGGUGUCCAGACGCUCGCUGCGCCGGGACUCAAACUUCGACGCACUGAUCUCCAAGAUCUACCCGAGCCGGGACGAGUAUGAGGCCCACCAGCGGCGCGUCUUGGAGCGCCUCAACCGGCUGCACAACAAGGAGGCACUGAGCUCCAGUAUUGAGGAGGGGCUUCGGCAACAAGCCCGCUACAGGUCCGAGAGGAACCACCGUGUGAAGAAGCCGACCCAGGAGAGUGACAACACCACCUUCAGCGGGGGGGAGGACAAUGGCGACGCUCGCUCCCACCUGUCUCAUGACUCCGCACACAUCCCCCACCCCCCCGGGCUGACCCCCUCGGAGGCCGGGCCGAGCAGGAAGCGUCCCCGUGCCUCGGACGAGGGCUCGGGGCCCGAGGCGGACAGCGGCAGCCCCACCCCGUCGCCACGGCACCACAAAGAGGCCCUGGCCUCAGAGAUCGAGCUGGUGUUCAGACCCCACCCUGAGCUGGUCCACGCCCAGGACUACAACCAGACCAGAUUUGUGAAGACGACCACCAACGCCACCGUGGAUCAUCUGUCCAAAUACCUGGCUCUGCGCAUCGCCCUGGAGGACAGACAGACCGAUGCAGAGACGGAGGACAGAGGGAGGGAGGAGGGAGGUGGAGGAAGUGGAGGGGAAACAGCUGCAGCAGGAGGAGGAGGAGAGAGUGGAGGAAGAGCAGGAAGCGGAGAGGGCUCCAGUCUGAAAACCAUCAAUGAGAAACAGUACACCAUCUACAUCAUGACGAGAGGAGGACAGUUCUCUACGCUGAACGGCUCUCUGACUCUGGAGUUGGUCAAUGAGAAAUACUGGAAGGUGAGGAAGCCUCUAGAGCUUUACUACGCUCCCACCAAGGACCAGCAGCCGGCAGCACCGCAGCAGAAGUCCUCCCCUCACCAACAGAGGGACGGGUAAGGGACGGGGUACCCCGGUGUGCUGCUCUCCUCUUCUUCUGAACUGCUCAUUACAGCGUGGUGCAGGAGCGAGACCUAAACCUGGAAAUAAGUUGGCAUUUCUGGGUUCACUUGUAUUGAGAUCGAUUCUUUUUUUGAUUAGAUUUGGUUAGGUCUCCAGGGAUAAGGUAUGUGGUUAACGCCAAGGAGAUGUUUUGUUUUACGGACAUGAAAUACCUCACUGGUGAAUGUCUGAAGCUUGUCCGCUAACAGGGAAAUGAGACGACUAAAUGUCAUCACACCAAAACAUAGCCGCUUUUAUCUUAGCGGGGGCAAUGCGAAGUCAUGUGAACAUCAUGUAUUUCUUUAAUAGCCUAACAUUAGCUUUUUUCUUCAGAAAAUUGCAUACAAAAAUACACAAAAGUGGUGUUCAUAUGUGGAAAUUAUCCUGCUGAUCAAAACGUGUAAGUAUAGUCAAUGUGUGUUUGCCACAGAGCUUAUGUUCCGGAUGAUUCCAACAUCCAAUGGAAAAAUCCAAUUGCUUAUCGUCGAUUUAGCUCUUGUGAUGCUAACUUCCAGGUCGGCCUACAAAACAAAAUGUAUCACUGCACCACUGAGGCCUGAUAUUUAUGAGGAUGCAUCGUGAAGAAAAAGACCCACAAAGUUGUUCUUAAUAACAGCAAAAUAACUAUUAUCUUGCCUUGUGUUCUGGUGAAUAAUCCGCCUGCGUUUGAAAUGAUGUUCUUGCAGCUCAUGGGUUUAUGAACUCGUGAUGGAUUUGACAAGCGGGAUUUUUCAUUUAGUUUUCUCCUGUUUUAAAUAACUUAUUGCUGACUAUUUAACAACUGACCACGUUUAUAAAGAUAAAGCCGUGCAGUCUGGGAGUUUGACAUUUUUUUGUUUAGGUAACAGCCCAAAAUAAAACAAUGGUUUUUUUACAUUCCAAAAAUGUUUUUGAGUCAUUGUUUGGAUUUCCUUUGUAAAGUCUAUGGAAUACUUAAAAUGUUCAAACUUUACAUUUAAGGGUUUUCAUUUGAGUCAAAAGCACAAAAUUAUAAUUUGAAGGUUAGUCUGCUGUAAUUUGUCAGUAAUUCAAAGUGUGUUCGAUCAUAAUUUAGAAAAUUAUUCAAGUUUUUCUUUUGAGACAGUUAAUAAAUGUAUCGUUCAAGUUAAUGAAACUCAUCAUUUCGUGUUAUCUGGAAGGUUUGUUACUGAUCUGCGUUCAAAGACUCAGUGUGUUAUUUUGUCUCCAAUGAGACCAGUUUUCAGUUGUGAAAAAAUGUGAAGAAAAAAAAAGUUUGGUUUUUAUUAUAAUUUAAUGUCUGCGUUAUUCCAUUGUUUGUGUGAUUCAUGUGAUUUCUACCAACAUGACUGGAGCUUUGCUCUUUUGGGACUUAUUUUCUGCUGCUAGUCAGAACUACAUGGUUCUGAUACAGCUGUGCAGAAACUUUCACUUUUCUGCAAAUGCAUCUAUCAAUUUUCUAGAAUGGUUUUAACAUGUCAAGGGCUGGAGCCUAUCCCAGCAUGCACUGGGGUAGGACAGGGUGACUACACAUUUUAGGAGCAAUAUUAUACUUUAAGAGUAGAUGUUAUUUUCUUUAUGAUUAAAGGAUGAGUGCAGGUCCCCCAAUGGAUUUUAUAUUUUCAUUUCAGGAGUAACUUUGUGUAGAGCAUAAUGUUCCACCUUAAAACAUGUAGCUUUGAAACCCACCUUACCUCCAGUUUGAUUUUGUUUGCAUGAACAUUUCACUUCAAGGUUUCAACACUCCAUGGGGGGUUAUUUUCUUCUGAUAGACCAUUAAGACUAGUUGGAUUUAACCAUUUAUACUUUUCAUUUCGUCUUAAUGCACUUUACAUUUCCUGCAGCCAUAACUUUGCCCAGCUUACCUCAGUUUUAUGGAAUAUUUGUAUAUUAAAGAAAAUGUUUUUCCUUUCUUCUGUUGUACUGACAGUAAUGUGAUACACAAUAAAACCCCUUUUGUGCAAAA